AUGCCAAGUGAAUCAGUCUCGCUGAAGCAAGCACAACUCAAAAUAAAUUUAAUGAUUCGACCAAUGUUAGAAUCAAUGCGAAAUAUUCUUCGCAAUCUUAUUCUAUGGAAUAAAGAACCACAUGAUAUGUCUAUAAAAUUACAUGCAUCAACUAUUACAAACCCAACAGGACUAUGUUUAAAAUGUCCCCGUCAACAUCAUCAAGUUGCUGAAUUUUGGGUUAAUAUGGAUAAUUCACAUGUCUCUAUAAAUAAUAAAUGUAGAACUUGUCAAUGUGAUCCUUCUGAUCAUUCUCCAAUUGAUUAUAUACUUGAAUAUAAAUGCUCCAAUAAGUCACUGAGCAGGUCUGAGGCCGAGCUGAUCACGUUAUUUGAUGAUUUGUUUAAAGCGAGCGUUGCAUUUGCUCAUUUUCUGUUGGUAUCGAGUGUUAACUCAGAAACUGAUCCAUUCUUAUCAGGUUGGACAAGAAUGAUUAAAGAAGAAGAAGAAGAUAUCUGUGAUGAAAAGAUUCCGUGCAAAGUAAACCACAAGUUGAUGGAAGAUCUUCAAAAAUGGAAAGAUAAAUAUGAAAACAAAAGGAAAGAAAUCAGUUAA
This is a messenger RNA of Rotaria sp. Silwood2, 594 nucleotides long. Lineage: Eukaryota; Metazoa; Rotifera; Eurotatoria; Philodinida; Philodinidae. The record is from the annotation of a GenBank genome assembly.